Phytophthora infestans T30-4 is the source of this 990-nucleotide messenger RNA. Its product is annotated as pectin lyase, putative. The record is from RefSeq and is a predicted model, not a curated record. Gene Ontology annotation, molecular function: pectate lyase activity. Lineage: Eukaryota; Oomycota; Peronosporomycetes; Peronosporales; Peronosporaceae. The coding region runs from base 1 to 990 and encodes 329 amino acids. The transcript has 2 exons.
AUGGGGCGUCUCCAACUCGUUAUCACCGCAGCAUUGGCUCUGGCAGUCAAGAGUGCGAGUGCUUUCACUAUCGGCUCAGCUCCGGGUUUAGCUGCUGGUACAACCGGUGGGGCCAAAGGUACCGUCGUGUAUCCGAAAACAAACAAGGAAUUGGUCGACUAUCUGAACGCGUCAGAGCCACUCGUCGUGGUGCUGAACAAGACUUUCGACUUUCGCGGUACUGAGGGCAAGACAACCGAGAUCGGCUGCCGUCCACAGAGCGCUCGCGAAUGCAUCGCUGCCAAUAAUGGGUUUAAGAGCCAAGACGUGAUUCUCAAGAACGGCAUGAACAACACCGGUGGUUGUGAGAACGGCACGGAGACCACAGUGACGUACGACAACGCUUAUCGGUGGCGUAUGAACGUCACCAGCCACAAGACUAUUCGUGGUAUUGGUAGACGCGGAGUUAUCAUGGGCAAGGGCAUUUCACUCAAAGGCGACAAUAUCAUCGUUCAAAACAUCCACAUCACCGAGCUGAACCGUCAUCUCGUCUGGGGUGGCGAUGCGCUCUACAUGGAAGGAACAGUCAACGGCACCAAGACGAUGAACAAUAUUUGGAUUGACCACGUGAAGAUUUCCCGUGUGGGGCGUCAAAUGCUCGUCACGAACAAGGCUGGCGUCGCCACCAUGACGGUAAGUAACUCGGACUUUGACGGAGAAACCGACUACUCGGCCACUUGCAAUGGACGCCACUACUGGACCAUAUUGCUCUACGGCAAGAAAACGGGCGUCAGUUUGCUCAGCAACUACGUCCAUUCAACUUCGGGCCGAUCUCCGAAGGUUGGCGACAAAAACUCUUCCGUUAUCGCACAUGUCGCCAACAACUACUGGGAUAACCUCUCCAACCACUCUUUCGAGCUCGAUGGCAACGCGUUGAUGCUUGCCGAGGGAAACUACUUUAAUAAUGUGGAGAACCCUCUAUACAAAAAAGGAGAAGGAAUACCCUCGUAA